Molecule: messenger RNA, 2017 nt
Organism: Hippocampus comes (tiger tail seahorse)
Lineage: Eukaryota; Metazoa; Chordata; Actinopteri; Syngnathiformes; Syngnathidae
Gene: ahcyl1
Product: adenosylhomocysteinase-like 1
Exons: 14
Coding region: 36-1250 (404 amino acids)
Biological process (GO): L-methionine cycle
Cellular component (GO): cytosol
Source: RefSeq, a predicted model, not a curated record
GACCUUUGACGAGCGUGUGUUUGCUUGCUCCAGAUAUGUCGGCCCUCAUUUCCCUGAGGAAGCGAGCCCAGGGUGAGAAGCCUCUGGCAGGGGCCAAGGUGGUGGGCUGUACCCACAUCACCGCUCAAACAGCAGUGCUGAUCGAGACUCUGGUGGCUCUGGGGGCUCAGUGUCGCUGGACCGCCUGCAACAUCUACUCCACCCAGAACGAGGUGGCCGCCGCUCUGGCCGAGACAGGAGUGCCCGUGUUUGCCUGGAAGGGCGAGACCGAGGACGACUUCUGGUGGUGCAUCGACCGCUGUGUCAACACGGAGGGCUGGCAGGCCAAUAUGAUUUUGGACGACGGCGGAGACUUGACACACUGGGUUUACAAGAAAUACCCCAACGUGUUCAAGAAAGUGCGAGGCAUCGUUGAGGAGAGCGUCACCGGAGUUCAUCGAUUGUACCAGCUGUCCAAAGCCGGCAAGCUGUGCGUCCCGGCGAUGAACGUCAACGACUCGGUCACCAAGCAGAAGUUCGACAACCUCUACUGCUGCCGCGAAUCCAUCCUGGACGGCUUGAAGAGGACCACGGACAUCAUGUUUGGUGGCAAACAAGUGGUGGUGUGCGGCUACGGAGAGGUGGGCAAAGGCUGCUGCACGGCUCUGAAAGCGCUUGGAGCCAUCGUGUGCAUCACUGAGAUUGACCCGAUCUGCGCCCUGCAGGCGUGCAUGGACGGCUUCCGAGUGGUCAAACUGGGCGAGGUCAUCCGGCAGAUGGACGUGGUCAUCACUUGCACUGGCAACAAGAACGUCGUCACCAGAGAGCAACUGGAUCGCAUGAAGAACGGCUGCGUGGUGUGCAACAUGGGCCACUCCAACACGGAGAUUGACGUGGCCAGUCUACGCAGCCACGAGCUGACCUGGGAGAGGGUCCGCUCGCAGGUGGACCACAUCAUCUGGCCCGACGGCAAGAGGGUUGUGCUUCUGGCCGAGGGUCGCCUGCUGAACCUGAGCUGCUCCACGGUGCCCACUUUCGUGUUGUCCAUCACGGCGACCACUCAGGCUCUGGCCUUAAUUGAGUUGUUCAAUGCCCCGGAGGGACGUUACAAGCAGGACGUGUAUCUCCUGCCAAAGAAAAUGGACGAGUACGUGGCCAGUUUGCAUCUUCCCAACUUUGACGCUCACCUCACGGAGCUCUCUGACGAGCAGGCCAAGUACAUGGGCCUCAACAAGAACGGACCCUUCAAGCCCAAUUAUUACAGGUAUUAAUGGGGAGGCCUCGCUGACGUUAUCCUGAAAUGAACAGAGAUAUCUAUUUUAUUUGAUAAAUUGCCACCCAAUGGAGGACUUAUUUUACCGAUGUAAGCAACAUAGUAGGGCAGGCAUAGCUUGAAAAAUGUAUUGCAUAAUCAGCCAGCAUGUUUGUCUUGUCAAAUAUUUACACAAAAGCUCAUUUGGAUACACUGUUAGGAACCGCAGCUUUUUCUUUUUUUUUUUUUUUUUUUUUUUUUUUAAUGCACAGUGCCAAAAAUGAAGGCCGUAAGAAUGAAAGCCGGGCUGUGACAUGAAAUAUUGAAGUGUGAUCUACAUUCCGCUUGUUCAUGAUACCCUAGCGACGGCUUCUUUUUGUGUGGUCAGAUUCCUGCUGAGUUUUAUUGAUAUGCCAUCAAAUGUAUCAACCAGUCACUCGGCAAUGAGAAUUCAAUCCCAAAUAUCUGCUCCGCCCCGAUCAAAAUUUUUAAAAAAAUGCUUUGACUUGAGAGCGCAGACUUGAGAUACAAGCGCCGCGAUGUGGCAGCAAACGCCACUCACUUCACAUGAAGCAGCAGCUUGGCAACUCGAGAACCUAUUCCUUUGUUCUGUUUCCUGUCACUCCAAAUUGAGGAUUACACAUUUUGUGUCAAAAACAAUCCAGCGCUUUUGCUCGAGGAACAAACACUCGCGUAACGCUUUGGCACAAUGGAAAACGGCACAGACACGCCAACGAAUGCCAUUGAUAGUUGCCGUGUUAGAAACAUUUCAGCACUGGAUAUCAG